AUGACAACAAAGGAAGAUCUAGAAGCCAAUGAGACCCAGAUAUCCUCUAUCCAAGUGGGAACACAAGGAGAGAUGCCACAGAAUGGGACCAGCCUGGAACCUGCUCACGGCAGGGUCAAAGCAGUGGAGAAGGUCCGCAACUGGGGUUGGCUUCUAUCUGGAUUCAUCUCUUUGAAUAUUCUCAUACUGGGAAUUGCCUUAGUGAGCGGAAGUGUCUUCAGCAAUUUCCAGAUCUCGUCUUCACACUUGCAGAUCUUCCUCAUUUUACUUGUCAUGCUCACCACCAUAUGGAUGGUUUACUACAAAAUCCAUACUUCUAAAGCACGCAGUGCAAUUCUCUACAAAGAUAGCCAUGCUGGACCAAUUUGGCUGAGAAGUGGCCUGGUUCUGUUCGGCGUUUGCAGUGUUAUCAUGGAUAUUUUCAAGAUAAUUUACUAUGUGGGUUAUAUACAUUGCGAGUCACCAGUGAAGAUAGUUUUCCCUACUGUUCAAGUCGUGUUUAUCAUUGUCCAGACAUACAUCCUUUGGGUUCACGCCAAAGACUGUGUACAGCUACAGCAAAACAUCACACGAUGUGGACUAAUGUUGACCUUGUCAACGAACCUCAUAGUGUGGAUGACAGCCGUGACAGAAGAAUCGCUCCAUCAGACUGUGAUUCCAACCGACACUUCAUCUAACAGUUCCUCUAACACACCUCACAGCUUCAAUGUCACAUUACAAGUCGGAAGUGAGGACACUGCGUGUCAGUGCAUCCAUGAUUCUUGUGGAAUCUUUGAGAAGGCCUAUUACUACCUUUACCCCUUUAACAUUGAGUACAGCCUCUUUGCUUCAGCCAUGGCCUAUGUCAUGUGGAAGAAUGUUGGGCGCCAAAUGGAUGAGCACCAUAGCCAUAACAUCCGCUUCAGCAUGUGGGACAUUCUGGUUGGUCCGGUGGCUGGCAUGAUCAUUCUGGUGACGGGUCUGGCUACGUUUGUGGUGUAUGAAGUGGACAUAGCCAAGGAGGACCCAAACAAAAGGCAGGAAGCUCUAACAAUGCAUUACAUCAUGAACAUAGUGGCCAUUCUUCUGAUGUCCAUAGCAACUCUAGUAGGUUGUAUCCUCUUCCAUUUGGAUAAGAGGGAACAAGUGUCGGGGAAGAACCCUACGCGAAGUCUGGAUGUGGGGCUGCUUUUGGGAGCAUCUCUGGGCCAGUUCCUUAUCUGCUACUUUACUAUAGUUGCUGUGCUGGCAUCAGGGGUAAAAGGAUAUGUGAAUGGCCUCAACCUGACCUGUUCUAUUCUGACUGUGGUCCAGUUGUGUCUACAGAAUGCCUUCCUCAUCAAGGGUCUCCACCAGGAGCCUUUCAAGGAGACAAAUGCAGCCACUGUCUUUGCCAAUGUCAUGGCCGUGCAGAGAGACCCAGAAAGACGGAGCAGCUCUAUUGUUCCAGCUCACACGUUGUCCAUCCCUUUGACAUUGCUUCAGGGUCGUCUGUCCUGGAAAAGGAGGCUCUUGAAGGAGAUUUGUGCCUUCCUGUUACUCUGCAAUAUUAUUCUUUGGAUCAUGCCUGCCUUCGGAGCCCGGCCACAGUUUGACAACCGUAUUGGAUCCGAUGUCUAUGAAUUACAAAUAUGGGUAGCCAUUGUGAAUAUUGGAAUGCCGUUUGGGAUCUUCUACCGUAUGCACUCAGUGGCCAGUCUUUUUGAGGUGUGCCUUACCUCAUGAACAUACUGACCACUUAAGAACUGUUUA
Messenger RNA from Xyrauchen texanus (razorback sucker), 1731 nucleotides. Its product is annotated as proton channel OTOP2-like. Gene Ontology annotation, molecular function: proton channel activity. Bases 1 to 1704 code for a protein of 567 amino acids. Gene Ontology annotation, biological process: proton transmembrane transport. The record is from RefSeq and is a predicted model, not a curated record. The transcript has 6 exons. Gene Ontology annotation, cellular component: membrane. Lineage: Eukaryota; Metazoa; Chordata; Actinopteri; Cypriniformes; Catostomidae.